UUUAAGGUCAUCCAAUGCUGGCGGAAGUAGAAGAAAACGUAAAAAGAGUAUUUCUGCUAGCGGAAGCGAGAAAUCUCAAUCUUUUGCUUCGUUAAUAUUUUCAGCACUGUCUUCGCCUACUUCGACUAAUGGAAAUGAUAAAAUGAGAAGGAGGAAAUUAAAUAAUGAGAAUCGAAGCAGCGGAAGACGCAAGCACCUGCCCCCGAGACAAUGGAGCGUCCCAGAAAGAGAAGGCAACAAUGACUACAAUAGGGAACCACAGACAAUAGAGAGGACUAUUGACGUUGCUGAGCCGUUCAGAUUGAUUCAGAAGGCAUACUCUUUGAGUUGCGAAGACCCUCUCAGCAGUUCACGUUCUUCUUUACUGGGCUCUCCACAUUCUCCUCUUUCUAUCUCUUCACACAAUUGCUUUAACAGCGGAUCUACAAUUUUGUUUGGGUUUGUUACCUGUCAAUCUACUUCUGCUUCUUCCCCUAUGAAUGCCUCUCUUUAUUCAUUUUGGGAGAAGUUUGCUUUGGAGGGUGAUCGGGCGUUGAAUUCUGAAAUUUAUUUUCUCCGAUGCAUUGAUACUGAACCGAAACUCCCGUUCAUCUACUAUGCAAAUUUUUCUCCCCUUUCUGAUCAUGAGCAACAUAUAAACAAUUUGGGAGAAUUGGUGGAUUUUGAGGAUAUUUCUGCCAAAAUUCAAUUAGGUUAUAUUUUUUUAAUUUUAUUUUUAAUGUCUUUUAAAGGUUGUUAUGAACAACUUUAUACAUUAGAAAGAGCGGCCUCUCCAUCGCCCGUCAUUAAAAAUUCUUUAAAGCACCAAGGGUUUAUUUUUAUAUUUUUUCGUCUUUUGGGAGAGAAUUGUGCUUCAUCUAAUGCAGAUUUGGAGAGUAGAUGGUUAGACUGGACUGGGGCUGGACAGAUUUACAAGUAUUCUCCACGUUGUUGGGACCUUCAAAAAGUUUGUUUGUUAAAAAGUAUUGGACAUUCAACAACAACAUCAACACCUUUUGUCUAUAUUCUCCUGUGUGAAUUCAAUUCAAUUUUGCAUCCAUCUAAUACUAUAGCGGCGUUGGAUUUUUGUCAAAGGCUGAGAAGUCGAAAUUGUGGAUUUGUUGCUCUAUAUAAGGUUUCUCAAAGUCAUUGCCCAUCUCAAAAACACCAAAAACAAUAUCCCUACCAACAACAAAAAUCAUUUGACUAUCAACCACAAAAAGAAACAAAUCUUUCUCCCAAUUGGCCAUUACAACAACAAUAUAGAAGACAACAACUUGGGAGGAUGGGUCGCUCCCAUGAUGAACGUGUAAGUAUUGGAGCUAGGAAAGAAUCACAACAACAACACUCUCCACCAUCUCCUCGUCCGAUUUCUCAGAGAGAAAGUGAAAAAGGCCAUUCCCAGCAGUCUUUAAACGAUAGAGGAGGUACUGAAAGACUUCGCCGUCUAAUUUGGGCUAGAGAACAACAACAUUCGCUAGGCUGGGAUCAACAGCAACCCCAACAAUGGUUCGGACAAACAACAAAUGGAACGUUACUUUAG
Meloidogyne enterolobii is the source of this 1522-nucleotide messenger RNA. The record is from the annotation of a GenBank genome assembly. NCBI's taxonomy places the organism in Eukaryota, Metazoa, Nematoda, Chromadorea, Rhabditida, Meloidogynidae.